CCGCCGCUUCAUCACUCCGCCACUUCCAUCGCCAUUUCCUAAUCUCCAUGGCUGUGUAAAUGUGAGAGUUCCAACUCCCAAUCUUGCUGAGGCCCUAACACAUACUCUCUUUCCUUUCCCGCGCUGUCACUACUAAAGGGAAGAGCCGAAGAUAUCCAGGAAAAACGAGGAAGGGAGAAGCGUUGGUACCAGCAACAAUGGCGGCCACGGCGGCCUCAGAAGUGUCAGAAGGUCCAGUUCUUAGUCUCAUGAGCAAGCGUCUUCGUAACCUUAAAAAGAAAUACAACCGAAUCCUUCAAAUGGAAGAGAGUAUCGCUCAGGGCAAAGCCCUCAACAAGGAGCAAGAGGAAGUCCUCCGCUCUAAGCCUGCCGUCACCGUUCUCAUCGAGGAGUACGAGAAGCUUAGGCAGCCUCUCUCCACCGCUCUUCAAGAGGAGCUCAAUCUCGCACUCCAACACCUUCAGGUAUCUGCUGCUCCCCCCGUCUUUGACGAUACAUCUAAGGAUAUUAAAGACAGCAAGGACGAGAGCGAAGAACCCCAUAAAUCAAGCGAAGACCGCGAUGAUGCCGACGUAGAGGAUCUGUUGAAGCUUCUCUACUUCGGUUGCUUGUUUGAUGUGAAGCCACAGAGUGAUUUCACGUCAACAAUGCUUACCAGGACUCACGAGCGUGGCUGCUGCUUGACCUACGAUUACGUGACCGACGAUGCCACUGAUCUUCUUGGGGAAAGGGACUUGGAUUUGAUUUCUAUGCUUGGUAGUCUCGUGAUUUCCCGGCCUCUUCAUUCCAGCCUCUCUCACAAGAACGCUCUACGUAGCUGCGUCGAGCAUGCCAAGCAUUGGCUCGCCAAUUCGGACCAGCCCAUUGAAUCGGGAGCGACAGUUACCUAUGAUGGAUUGAGGGAGCGGCUAAACAAGAUUCUGGCAUCGGAUUAUUUCACGACGACUCCUGAGAUGAAGGCUGCGGUUGAAGUGGUUGCUGCUGCGGGAAAGUAUGCGCCCUGCCAGGUGCAGUUGCAUGACUCCUCGGUGUCGCUGGUUCCUGUCCAGGUGGAAAAUGCAUACGCACAUUACGAGCAGAAGGAUGAAGAGCUGGCAAACUUUCGAGGACAGGAACCUGAUGCUGAUCAAUCGAGUCCUGUUGAGGAACUUUCUGAGGUGGAUGUAGCCGAGGUGCCAAAUACUGCAGAAGUGACAUCAGCUCAACAGGAGCAAAAGGCACAGGCAGAAUGGGAUGAUCAGAGCGAGAGAAAUAUGGAAUCAAAGGAGCAACAGUACAUCCCUCGAAGGGCAUAUCAGAAUCAGCGAGGUGGCCGUGGUGGUGGUGGUGGUGGUGGUGGCAGUGGCAGUGGCCGCAGGGGUUAUGCUAAUGGCCGUGGGGGUCGAAGUGGCAGAGGUGGUGGGGGAUACCAGAAUGGUCGGAACCAAUUCUACGAACAGCCGGGGAAUUAUAAUUCUAAAAACUAUAACAGCAGGGGAAGGGGUUCUGGUGGGCACAAUUACAACAAUUAUGGAUCGGCAACUCAUGGCAGUUACACCCAGGCUGAUGUUGAGCUGGGUUCAUGAUUUAGCUUUUAGGUCAUUUUAGCUUGUCCUGCUUUCUGGCUUUGUAGGGAUUGACAGGUUUUUCAUCUGAAAGAAACCGAGGAUUAUAUUGAUGGGGUACUGUGGAUGAAUGCUCCCUCUUGUAGUUCAGUCAAGGAGGUUU
Telopea speciosissima is the source of this 1707-nucleotide messenger RNA. Its product is annotated as keratin, type I cytoskeletal 10-like. The coding region runs from base 198 to 1565 and encodes 455 amino acids. The transcript has 4 exons. The record is from RefSeq and is a predicted model, not a curated record. Lineage: Eukaryota; Viridiplantae; Streptophyta; Magnoliopsida; Proteales; Proteaceae.